AUCUGCUACAGUCUGAAUCAAUACAACGUAGACGGCCGGGCUCUCGCCUUUUGCACCUGUUUUUGGCGAGCACCAAAGGCUACAGGUACCUGGGUACGUUGCAACAUAAUCGUUGAGAGCUGGGGUAGCUACAGCCUCGAUCCCCGGUGGCACGUGCCAGGCCUUUUCAUCGGCCCUGGGCUUUUCAAAGGCACAAUAUAGCCACUACUACUGUGCUACUUUCAGCGCUUUGGAAAUGCUCAGAUGAUAUUCAGGCUAAAAUGAUACAUUAUUUACCUCGCGCAUCUCAGUUGGAGGACUGAUGAUGAUCCAAUAAAGGUACAAUAGGUAGGCUUUGAAGAUAAAGGCUAGCUUUCCAGCAUAGGAAGAACAUCCGCUCAUCCACCGGGUACACUGUAGCCCCGGAGUGUUCCGCGAAUAUACCGUUGUAUUUAUUUAUAUUGCUACCCCGGUUUCACACUUCUCCGCAUAUCAGAACAAAAGAGACUACAACGCGGGACCUCUACAAGGGAGACCGAUUGAUGAAUGAAUAUAUGCUGAUGAUCGGUGGAAGAGCGUAAUUUCUGACGUGAAAAGCAGAAAGGACAAAGACUGGACGAUAAUCACAGCGGCAGCAUCAUCUCGGUGACUGGACACACACUAUAUCAGCAUCAUCUAGCCCUUCUCAGACAGAUAAUAAACCAUGGCACCAUCCUCAACCACAGCAUCACCCUUCGAGGCCCCAGUCCUCCAGGACAACCACGACGCCCGUCCCAACGGCACCAAUGGCUCACCGGGGGCUUCCAUUCUCCCGAGACGACGAUACUCCAUCACCCAUCGGCCAUCCCUAACAUCCUUCCAACAACUCUGUUUCCAAACCACCGACCCAAAACUCUACCCUCACGCAUCAACCAUAGUCUCCAACAUACCCAUUUACGACCUGAACACCGCAUUCACCAGUAACGAUAUCGACCACCUCCAAGACGAAUGGAACCACAUCCUCCUCUCCGGCCCUGGAGUCGUUGUCCUCCGGAACUUCGAACCCAACACCGACCUGCUAACACGCACCAACUCCGUCUUCUCGACCAUCAUCACCUCCGAACUCCAACAAACACAAUCCUCCACCACCUCCACUAAAGGCGACCACUUCGCCGCAUCCGGCAAAAACGCCCGAAUCUGGAACUCGUUCCAAAAGCACGCGGAAUACGACCCACCCUCUUUCGUCCAAUACUACUCCAACCCCUGGCUCUCACGAGUCUGCGAAUCCUGGCUGGGCCCCAGCUACCAAGUAACCGCGCAAGUAAACAUCGUCAAACCCGGCGGCAAACCCCAAGUCAGCCACCGAGACUACCACCUGGGCUUCCAGACCGCCGAGUCCUGUGCACGGUUUCCCAAAGCCGCACAGGUCGCAAGCCAAUUCUUGACGCUGCAGGGCGCCGUGGCGCAUUCCGACAUGAUUCUCGAGAGCGGGCCGACGCGGUUCUUGCCGUUCUCUCAACAGUUUGAACAGGGGUACAUGACGUAUCGACUGCCUGAGUUUCAGGACUAUUUUGAUAAGAAUUGGGUCAGUGUCGCGCUGAAAAUGGGCGAUGCCGUGUUUUUCAACCCCGCGCUCGUCCAUGCUGCGGGCGAGAAUUUGACAACGGAUGUCCAGAGGAGUGCGAAUUUGUUGCAGGUUAGUAGUGCUUUUGGUAGGGCGAUGGAGAGCGUCGACACCCUCAAGAUUAUCGAAAGGUGCUGGGAUGAUAUUAUGGCCUUAAGGAAGGAGCUGUUGUCUCAGGCUGGAAGUGGAAGUGGAAGUGGACAGUCUAGUGAGGGAGAGGCUGACGCCGACGAACGCCUCAAGGCCAUCUUGGCCGCGGUUGCUGAAGGUUAUCCCUUCCCGACGAAUCUUGACAAGCGACCCCCAGCUCCAGGAGGCAUGGCGCCGGAAAGUGAGUUUGACGUUUUGAAUACCGCUUUAGCUCAAGAGUGGGACACGCAGAGAGUUGUGGCGGCCAUCAGAAAGUUGAGGGAUGAUUCGAUGCCUUGAUUGGACUGCAGGGCAUUGAUCUUGAUGGAAUUUGAUUUUCGAUUGUGACAAUGCAACGCGGGCAAGUGUACAUUGUUUGCAAACCCGCUGAGCAGCAUGUUGAAGAGCCGGCGGCAUUGUAGAUACUGUAGAUACUGCCCUACCCGCUGUCCAUUGCCCAAGCGCAACCCACAUAGCGAGGGAGAAGCCAACUUUGCCCUCCGAACACACGGUCCUUGUACAUUUCAUCCAACCUUGCUAGCUCCUGCAGCUAUCGUUGACUGGUCUUCCGUAUCUUAACAUUUGCC
Exophiala dermatitidis NIH/UT8656 is the source of this 2298-nucleotide messenger RNA. RefSeq lists its product as uncharacterized. The record is from RefSeq and is a predicted model, not a curated record. Bases 683 to 2011 code for a protein of 442 amino acids. Lineage: Eukaryota; Fungi; Ascomycota; Eurotiomycetes; Chaetothyriales; Herpotrichiellaceae. Gene Ontology annotation, biological process: fatty acid alpha-oxidation. The transcript has a single exon. Gene Ontology annotation, molecular function: phytanoyl-CoA dioxygenase activity.